GACGUCAUCAGUUGCAGUCAUGAGCUUUGAUUGUUUGGUUACACUUUAAGGAUAAUUUAUUAUGUUUCGCACUGAUAAGCGAUCUUAGAUUUCCAGUUGCUCGGCUGUAAAUUAUUUUCUUCGAGAUUGGAAAGCAAUGGCCUCGAGCCAUGUCGAUGAAAGUUUGUUAAAGGUGGAUUGGACGAUAGAAGCGACCAAUAAUGAACAUAUAUGGGUGGACACCAACACUGCGGGCAAGUACUGUCAAGCACUGGAUUCAGUCUGUCGGAAACGUGGUAAUCGAAUGAAAUGUAUUGCCUGUAGACUUAUAGCUCACACAUCAUGCAUACCAUUGCUAAAAGAGGGAAUUCUUCCUGCAAAAUGCAAGCCCACAUUCCAAGACGAUCCUAACAAAGCGCUAAUCCCUGAUGGUCACCACUGGCUCCUUCGGUAUACAGUAGUUGGCAGAUGUAAAGGUUGUGGAGAGGAGUUCUCAGGCAAGGACUUUAAAUCCAUCAGUUGCUCAUGGUGCAAAAUAGCUUAUCACAUAGAAAAGUGUUUCUAUCAGGUGAAAUCGGAUGAAGAGUGCUCGUUUGGAAUCCACGCUCAUAUCAUCGUCCGUCCAUCAUGGAUAACAAAAACUCCACAAGCAAACAAAGACGAACUGAAGCCGUUCAAUAUUAAAGUAUUUCGUUAUCCGCUUUCAAAGCCUCUUAUAGUUUUUAUUAACCCAAAAAGUGGAGGCCAACAAGGAUUAAAGGUUUUAGAAGACUUUCAUGGGUUGCUAAAUCCUCGGCAAGUGUUCAAUCUUGCAGUUGAAAACCCUAAGUUCGGCUUAGAACUGUACAGACAAUUGCCUCAUUUGCGGAUUCUGGCAUGUGGCGGUGAUGGCACGAUUGGCUGGAUUCUCAGUGUGUUGGACUCGCUCGGCUGGGAUUCCAAUCCGCCUAUUGCUAUUCUGCCUAUCGGCACAGGGAACGAUCUUGCUAGGACGUUGGACUGGGGUGCGACCUACUCGGAUGAACCCAUAUCAGAAUUCUUAUGCAGUGUUGAAGAUGCAGAAGUUGUUCAAUUAGAUAGGUGGAAAAUUGAUGUAGUUCCGAAUGGGGCGAGUGAAGCAGAGGGCACGGAUACCUUGCCGCUAACCAUCUUCAACAACUACUUUAGUCUGGGAGCUGACGCGCAAGUGGCCUUGGAGUUUCAUGAAACCAGAGAGGCAAAUCCCGGAAAGUUUAAGAGUAGAAUGCGAAGUAGAUUGUACUACGCAACUCAAGGAGGACUUGAAAUCAUAAAACAAAAGUGUAAACACUUUGCUAAACAUAUCACAUUAGAAUGUGAUGGUAAAGAUAUAACGGACAUAGUCCGGAGUAAGAAGCUACAUUGUCUUCUGUUCCUUAACAUUCCAAGGUAUGCAGGUGGGACUCUGCCUUGGGGAAGCCAAACUGAGGAUAUGCCCCAGAGCUUUCAUGACGACAUUUUCGAGGUUGUGGGUUUCACAUACACAUCUUUAGCUGCACUUCAAAUGGGUGCCAAUGGAGAGAGACUUGCUCAGUGCCAGCAUAUUAAACUGACCACGACCAAGUCGCUGCCUGUACAAGUGGAUGGAGAACCAUGUCUUCUGCGUCCGUCAACCAUCACGGUGACAUUUGGGAAGAAGUCUAACAUGCUGAUUAGAAAGGGAUGCACUCUACCAGGUAUAAGCAAAAGCAGCUUCUUUCUGCCAAAUCCAAAUAUAGAACGUGUACAAAUUUAUCACAUAGGCACGUCUGACUGGAAGUUACUAUUCAACAAAAAAGACGAAAUCCAAACACGAUCUGUCUUGCUUGGAUACAUGGACGUGGAAGAAAACACCACCCUCAAGCAAAUGCGACGGAAGAUCGAUGGGAUGGCUCAGGAUGGUAAUGUUGAGAACAGUGAACCGGGUUUUUUUUCGCCUCUUUCAGGGCAGUGGUGCUUUCUUGAUUCUAAGUCAUCCGAAUGUUUUACCCGCAUUGAUCCAGCUGAGGAACAUUUACGUUAUGUAGCAUACACGUGCGAUGGAGACCUCUACAUCCUGGAUCCUGACCUAUCUUCCGUGGUUGAUGAUUUUCCCAAUCCGGACAGACCGAUAAAACCAAGUGAAUUUAAGGUCUAUGUUGCUGAGCUGCACAGGAAUUCCAACCUAUUAUUUAACAAAGAAUGGAUCGAUCUGUUUUCAACUGCUAAAGAUCCCACUUCACAAUUGUGUGCAGAAUUGGACUGUAAAUUAGAUGCCAACAGCCGGGAGAAGUUAGAGCCAGUACCUGAUGACCCCUCGAACAAUAUGAAUAUUUAUUACUUCAUUCCAGGUUAUAAAGAUCGAAGAUACAUUGCCACCCAAGACCCAAUGGAGGAAACGUUUGUAGACUUUUGGAGGAUGAUUUGGAAACGUAAAUGCGAAGUGAUUGUGAUGUUGGCGGAUUUCGUUGAAAAUGAAAUGUUCAACGUGAAUACAUACUGGCCACAAAACAUACAAGAGGCAGUUGGAUAUGGGGCCGUAACUGUUAAGAUGGUAUAUGAGCAUUGCAACACAUUGAAUUUACUCACCCGAAUAUUCAGAAUCACACUGGGCGAUGAAGAGAGAUCUGUUCGGCAAUACGUUAUGUCAGGAUGGGACGACACUUGCACCAACGUGUCUUUCAAAAACAUCGUCAGUUUUAUUCGGACAGUCCGCGAGUGGAACAUAUUUUACAGUGGUCCCAUCGUUGUGCACUGCAGAUCUGGGCGUGGCCGGACUGGGGUGUUCAUUGCACUCGACUACUUCUUCCAUUGGCUCCUUGACCAUGCACGGGACCAAGAGCUUAAUGUGUAUGGGUACGUGCUGAAAAUGUGUAUUGAACGACCAAACAUCAUUCAGACCGAGAUGCAGUACGUGUUUAUCUACGACAUUUUGAAUUACCUUAUUGAAGAGGUCAUACGUUUUAAUGAACUUUCUAAUAAUGAUUGAAGAGGUAAUAUGUUAUGAACUUUCUGACAAGGAAUAUAUCGCAACAGCAUCUGAAGACACAGCUCUCUAAAAACAUCACAAUGGAUCUAUAUCCGAUUGAGUUUAGUAAAUUGAAUUAAGAAAAUACUGACUCUAUGAGUGCUUGUGUGUGUGUACGCGUGUGGAUGCGCGCGUGUGUGAGUGUGGUUUAUUAAUGAAUUGUUAUAAUGGAUCGCAGAGUGUAUUCUUAUUAUGUCCCGUUGUAAUAAGUUGAAAAGAUACGGCAUUAUUAGUGUAAAUGAUAAUAGUAACUGAAUGUCAGCACUGUAGCAUUGGAUGUCAGUAACAGUCAAUUUCCUGAUGCUGUGGAUGAGGUUUCCAGUAACUGUUAGUAUUUUAGUAUUUGCUCUUACUAUGUAUGUAUUCCCUUGGUAAUGUUUGACAAUGCAUGAAAACAAGUAAACAAUUAUGUUCAAAGAACUGUAUACGGCUAUCUUUCUUAAAUUGUGUCCAACAUUUUUCAAACUGAAAAGUGUGUAGGUUUUACAUAUUGAAUUUUUCUUGUGGAUAUCGAAGUAUACUCAGACUUUGUUUUAGACAAAGGAACGAUCUAAGGCAAUUUGAAUAAAACGAUAUUUUCUGUUUCAAACAAUGUUAACGUCAUGUAUAUAUUAGUUCCACAGAAUUUUAUCAGCCAUAUAAGGAAAAUUAAAUAGCAAGCGUUUCGAGAUUAAUUGGCCGUCCAUCUGUUUGCUCCUCUUUCUUUUCUUUCAUUCUUCCAGUUGGCCAAUCACUAAACCGCCAUAUUUUAUUGCAGAAUAAAUUUUGCUUAAAC
Molecule: messenger RNA, 3758 nt
Organism: Gigantopelta aegis
Lineage: Eukaryota; Metazoa; Mollusca; Gastropoda; Neomphalida; Peltospiridae
Product: diacylglycerol kinase zeta-like
Exons: 30
Coding region: 137-2944 (935 amino acids)
Biological process (GO): intracellular signal transduction; diacylglycerol metabolic process; lipid phosphorylation
Molecular function (GO): ATP-dependent diacylglycerol kinase activity; protein tyrosine phosphatase activity
Source: RefSeq, a predicted model, not a curated record